This is a messenger RNA of Populus euphratica (Euphrates poplar), 1483 nucleotides long. RefSeq names its product probable kinetochore protein SPC25. The coding region runs from base 130 to 1068 and encodes 312 amino acids. The record is from RefSeq and is a predicted model, not a curated record. The transcript has 8 exons. Gene Ontology annotation, cellular component: Ndc80 complex. NCBI's taxonomy places the organism in Eukaryota, Viridiplantae, Streptophyta, Magnoliopsida, Malpighiales, Salicaceae. Gene Ontology annotation, biological process: chromosome segregation.
ACAAUCAUUAGUGAAAUGGCUCCCUCCCGCUCUGUCCGGGAAAAGGCCAAAAAGUAUACGAGAAAAGAAAAGAAAAAAUUGGAAAAUCAAAAUGACCGCUUAGAAAAGUCAUAACCCCAGCCAAAGAGAAUGCAGAGGAAAGCAACGGAGACUGUACGGACUCAAAUGGAGUCUCUGCGGUUGAUAUGCGACAGAGAUGCCAAAAUCCAACUCCAGAAAGUGGAUUCCUUCAUGGCGUCGUUUUGCAACACUCUGGAUUCCACCAAAGCCAUAGUAGAAGAAACUAUGCAAAAUCAAGGGAAGUCAGGGAGGUUGAAAUCUAGCUUGAGAGAAGCUGAUGAUGAAUUUGUUAAAGUUCUGGCAGUUAAGACUCGGAAAGAGGCUAAGCAGAUGGCAACAAGGGAGUCAAUAUCUGCUACAAGAGCUAGAAUACAAGAACUUCAAAGAAGUGUUCUAGUUCAAAGAGCUAGAAGGGAUGAGUUUGCAACGAUUAUGUCCCAGCUAUCUCUUGCUUUGGCAACAUCUGAAGAAAUAGAACACCAAGACAUUGACCAUAAAAGGGAUAUUCAAGAGGCAAUGUUAUGGUACAAUAGGGUUCUUGGCUUCAAAAUUGAAGGCGGCCAGGGGGUAAAAUUCACACUCAACAACAUCAAUUUGAAAAAUCAAGAUGAGGAGUGUUCUUUCACCAUUCGCCAUGAAAAUGAUAUGUACACAUUGUUGGGUUGUGAUCCACAAUUGAAUGAAACCAAACAGUUGAUCCUCGAGUUGAAUAAAACCAAUGGCUUGUUCAAAUUUGUCAGAAAAAUGAGAGAGAAGUUUCAAGAAUCUGCAUCACUUGGAUUUUUGCCUCAAACCACAACUCUUUACCAAGAAUCUGCAACAGUAUCUGUGUCUGCUCCAGCUCUUUCAAUCUCCAGUGACACAAGUGAAUCUCCAACGAAGACAAGCAAAACACCAAAUAAACAUAUAAGAAAUUCCAAAGGCAGCCGUGGCCGUGGAAGAGGGAGUCGAGCAAUCAUGUCUCCUGUAUCUGUUCGACAAUCUCCACGUUUUAAGGCUAAGAAAUGAAGAAGUAGAGGCAGCUUUUGAACUUGCUUGUGUGCAGCUAAUCAUUGUUUGUGACUAGGUUGCUUUCUGGCUUGAUAGUUGAUGUGUGGCACGGAGCCUUUUUAUACAUUUUGGAAAAUUAACUGAAAGCGAAUGGAGACUCUCUCCAGCAGAUCAUGUGCCACUUAUCAGACAUGAUGACCUAAACAAGGAGCCCAAGCCAGCUGCACUAGUGCAUUUAUGCUGUGCUUUCUGGUAAUCUGAAUUGAUGAUGGAGGAAUGAAAUGUAAGGGUCCAAACAUGAUUAUAUCCCUUUUGUUGAUAUCUAAUCUUUGGAUUUCUUCUUUUUUAAAGCACAAUGUAUUAAAGAAAGAGCUUGGCUUAAUAUAACAAGAACAAAACUAAUCAUUACAUCAACUAUAAUGCUCCCUUAGUC